Penicillium waksmanii is the source of this 2325-nucleotide messenger RNA. It is a transcript of the gene pmt4, whose product is annotated as dolichyl-phosphate-mannose-protein mannosyltransferase. Gene Ontology annotation, biological process: protein O-linked glycosylation via mannose. Bases 1 to 2325 code for a protein of 774 amino acids. Gene Ontology annotation, cellular component: endoplasmic reticulum; membrane. The record is from RefSeq and is a predicted model, not a curated record. The transcript has 3 exons. Gene Ontology annotation, molecular function: dolichyl-phosphate-mannose-protein mannosyltransferase activity. NCBI's taxonomy places the organism in Eukaryota, Fungi, Ascomycota, Eurotiomycetes, Eurotiales, Aspergillaceae.
AUGUCGUCCUCGCCUUCUCUGCGCAAGAGAGGUGGCAAGAAGGAUAUCCCCGUCAUCCCCUCCAAUGAUGGCUCAGCUCCGGUGGUCGCCUCCGGCAAGCGACACUCGGAAUGGGAUUACUGGCUGGCCAUAAUCAUUCUGACCGUGCUGGCCUUUGCGACUCGCUUCUGGCGCAUUGAUUACCCCAACGAGGUGGUUUUCGAUGAGGUUCACUUUGGAAAGUUCGCCUCUUACUAUCUCCAACGCAUGUACUUCUUCGAUGUCCACCCGCCGUUUGGGAAACUACUCUUCGCGUUGAUGGGCUGGUUGAUUGGAUUCGAUGGCCAUUUCUUCUUUGAGAACAUCGGUGACUCGUAUAUCGAGAACAAUGUCCCGUAUGUGGCCCUUCGCGCUUUGCCUGCCACCCUUGGUGCCCUGACGAUUCCCGUCGUGUUUUUGACCAUGUGGGAAUCUGGAUACUCUCUGCCCGCCUGUGUUCUGGCCGCCGGUCUGAUGGUGUUUGACAAUGCCCACAUUGCCGAGGAUCGUCUCAUUCUGCUGGACGCGACCCUGGUUCUGAGUAUGGCUCUGAGUGUUCUUUGCUACGUCAAAUUCUACAAGCUGCGCCAUGAGGCAUUCGGACGCAAGUGGUGGAAGUGGCUGCUUUUGACUGGAUUCUCCCUGAGCUGCGUCAUCUCCACCAAGUACGUCGGUGUCUUCACCUUCGUCACCAUUGGUGCGGCGGUCCUGGUCGAUUUGUGGAAUCUUUUGGACAUCAAUCGCCGCCAGGGUGCUCUUGAUAUGGUCAGCUUCGGCAAGCACUUUGUUGCUCGUGGCGUUGGCCUUGUUGUCAUCCCAUUUUUCUUUUAUCUCUUCUGGUUCCAGGUUCACUUUGCCAUUCUCACCCGUUCCGGACCCGGCGAUGAUUUCAUGUCCCCGGAGUUCCAGGAGACUCUCAGCGACAAUGCCAUGACUGCCCAGUCAGUCGGUGUACAGUACUUCGAUAGCAUCACCAUGCGCCACAAGGACACUAAGGUUCUCCUCCACAGCCACUACGAGACCUACCCCCUGCGAUAUGACGAUGGCCGUAUCUCCAGCCAGGGACAGCAGGUGACUGGAUACCCCCACAACGAUACCAACAACCUGUGGCAAGUUCUCCCCACCAAGCCCCUGGCGGACGACGGCGAAGCCAAGAGCGUGCAGAAUGGAGAUGUUAUUCAACUCCGCCAUGUGGGCACUGACACCUUCCUCCUAACCCACGAUGUGGCUUCUCCUUCCUUCCCAACCAACCAGGAGUUCACCACCGUCUCGCAAGAACUGGCCGCCGGCGAUCGCCACAACGACACCCUAUUCGAGAUCCAGAUCCAGAACGGCAAGCCGGAGCAAGAGUUCCGCACCUUUGCAAGCUUGUUCAAGCUGGUUCAUGUGCCAACCCGAGUUGCCAUGUGGACACACACCACCCCCCUUCCCGAAUGGGGCUUCAAGCAGGCCGAGAUCAACGGCAACAAGAACAUCCUGCAAUCUAGCAACGUGUGGUUUGCCGAGACCAUUGACGGUCUGGAGCCGGAUAGCCCCCGCCUGGAGCGCCAGGAGCGCAAGCCCAAGCAGAUCUCCUUCCUGCGCAAGUACUUCGAGCUGCAGGGUGCCAUGUUCCACCAUAACAAUGCCCUGACCAGCAGCCACCCCUAUGCCACCGAGCCAUUCCAGUGGCCCUUCCUGCUCCGCGGUGUGAGCUUCUGGACCAAGAACGACACCCGUGAGCAAAUCUACUUCCUCGGUAACCCCAUCGGAUGGUGGAUUGCCAGCAGUCUCCUCGCCGUGUUCGCCGGCAUCGUCGGCGCCGACCAGCUAUCACUCCGCCGUGGCGUGGACGCUCUCGAAGAAAUUUGGGGCCCCGGUACCCGGUCACGCCUGUACAACAGCACGGGCUUCCUGUUCCUGUGCUGGGCCGCACACUACUUCCCCUUCUGGCUAAUGGGCCGGCAACGUUUCCUGCACCACUAUCUACCCUCGCACCUAGCUUCGACAAUGGUGACUGGUGCGCUGAUUGAGUUUAUUUUCAAUCUGCAGCCACUCGAUCCCGACACCGCCGCACCUCCCGCCGAUGAUCCCUCUGGCAAGGCUAAGGGACGGGUGAGCCGGAGUGUGCGCCGAUUCGUCACUGCGAAGGAGCGCAUGGGGUGCAAGUCUGUCAUUGCGGCCUGGGCGGCUACUACCGUCAUUCUUGGCGUUACGAUCUGGGGAUUUAUCUUCUAUGCGCCUUUGACUUAUGGUACACCCGGUUUGGAUGUGGAUGGUGUUGUUGCGCGCAAGUGGUUGAAUUAUGAUCUUCACUUUGCUAAAUAG